Messenger RNA from Drosophila persimilis, 13171 nucleotides. RefSeq names its product spectrin beta chain, non-erythrocytic 5 (gene kst). The coding region runs from base 59 to 13060 and encodes 4333 amino acids. The record is from RefSeq and is a predicted model, not a curated record. Gene Ontology annotation, biological process: actin cytoskeleton organization. The transcript is spliced from 13 exons. Gene Ontology annotation, cellular component: plasma membrane; cortical actin cytoskeleton; cell junction. NCBI's taxonomy places the organism in Eukaryota, Metazoa, Arthropoda, Insecta, Diptera, Drosophilidae. Gene Ontology annotation, molecular function: actin filament binding; phospholipid binding.
ACAGUAUGAGCCGGGAGGCUAUGCCACGCUGCAGACUUCAAGCUCAUCGGCAACAUCCAUGAACCGCAACACCGGCAACAUGACGCAGCGCGACGGGAUCAUCAAGUUCGAGAACGAGCGGAUCAAGACGCUGCAGGAGGAGCGACUGCACAUCCAGAAGAAGACGUUCACAAAAUGGAUGAACUCCUUUUUGAUCAAGGCCAAAAUGGAGGUGGAGGAUCUAUUCACAGAUCUGGCCGAUGGCAUAAAGCUGCUCAAGCUGCUGGAGAUCAUAUCGUCGGAGAAACUGGGAAAGCCGAAUAGCGGACGGAUGCGCGUACAUAAAAUUGAAAAUGUCAACAAGAGUCUGGCAUUCUUGCACACAAAGGUACGCCUGGAGUCCAUUGGUGCCGAGGACAUUGUCGACGGUAAUCCCAGAUUGAUUUUGGGUCUCAUUUGGACCAUCAUUUUGCGAUUUCAAAUACAGGAAAUUGAGAUUGAUGUUGACGAGGAAAACGAGUCCAGCGAGAAGCGUUCGGCCAAGGAUGCCCUCCUGUUGUGGUGCCAAAGGAAGACGCACGGCUAUGCGGGUGUCAAUAUCACGGACUUCACCUCCUCAUGGCGUUCCGGCCUGGGCUUCAAUGCGCUCAUCCAUUCGCAUCGUCCGGAUCUGUUCGAGUACAACACGAUUGUCAAUUCGAAGAACUCCAAUUUGGAUAAUCUGAAUCAUGCCUUCGAUACGGCGGCCAACGAAUUGGGCAUACCAAGUUUGCUCGAUGCAGAGGACAUUGACUCGGCCCGACCCGAUGAGAAAUCGAUCUUGACCUAUGUGGCCUCCUACUAUCACACCUUUGCACGCAUGAAGAACGAACAGAAGAGCGGCAAGCGUAUAGCAAACAUCGUUGGCCAACUGAUGGACGCCGAUCGCAAGAAGAUACACUACGAACGCCUGACCACAAAUCUCCUGAGUUGGAUCCGCCAGAAGACCCUGGAGCUGGAGCAGCGCAACCUGCCCAACUCCCUGGAGGGCAUACAGCGUGAACUGAUGGCCUUUAAGGAGUAUCGCACCAUUGAGAAGCCACCAAAAUACAAAGAGCGCAGCGAGAUCGAGGCCUUGUACUUCACCAUCAACACUCUGUUGAAGGCGCUGAAUCAGCCGCCGUACAAUCCGCACGAUGGAGUGAUGGUCAAUGACAUCGAGAAGGCCUGGCAGAUCCUCGAGUAUGCCGAACACAACCGCGAAGUGGCGCUGCGCGAGGAGCUGCUGCGGCAGGAGAAGCUCGAGCAGUUGAACUACAAAUUCGAGAAGAAGUCGGUGCUGCGCGAGGGCUACCUCAAGGAGAUGAUCCAGGUGCUGUCCGAUCCGCGGUAUCUGCGUCAGGUGGAUGCCACACUGAAGAAGCACGAGGCCAUCUCGGCGGACAUACUGGCGCGCGUGGAGCGCUUCAACGAUCUGACGGCCAUGGCUAACGAAUUGGAGAAGGAGAACUAUCACGGCAAGGAGCGGGUGAAGAAACGCGAGCAGGAGGUGAUGGAAAAGUGGCGAAAGCUGCUGGAACUGCUGGAGAACCAGCGUCUCAACCUCUCGCAGAUGAGCAACCUGAUGAAUCUGCUGCGUGAAAUCGCCAGCACCACGGAGUCCGUAAGGGAGCUGCAGCAGCAGUUCGCCUCGGAGGAUGUGGGCCCGCAUCUACUGGGCGUCGAGGAGCUGCUGCAGGCGCACUCGCUGCAGGAACUCCAGGUGAACACGUACGGGGAGACGCUGAAGCGCUUCAAUCGCCAGGCGGUGCCCUACAAGAGCUCCGAACACAAGGAUGCCGCUGUGCUGGCCCAGCGCCUCGGCGAGCUGGAGGAGGCGUACUCGGAGCUGAUCAGGCGCUCGGCCGAUCGGCGGGCACGCCUGGAGGAGGCACGCAACUUCCACCACUUCAUGGAGGACUACGACAACGAGGAGAGCUGGCUGGUGGACAAGCAGCGCAUCUGCAAGACGGGCAUCACAGCCAAGGACCUGCGGGCCGUGCUGUCCCUCCAGCAGAAGCACAAGGCGCUCGAGGAUGAGAUCAAGUCGCGGAAGCCCAAGUCUUCGCAGAUGUCGGACGCCGGCAAGCGACUGAUCGGAGAGAAGCAUCCGCGUUCCAGCGAGAUUAAGAGCCGCAUUGAUUCCCUGGCGGAGCACUGGCAGGCCCUGGAGGCCCUGGUGGAGGUGCGACGCCGCCAGCUGGAGGAUGCGGCCGAGGCCUACCAGUUCUACACGGAUGCCAACGAGGCAGAGUCCUGGCUGAACGAGAAGAUGGCCUUGGUCAACAGCAAGGACUACGGCAACGAUGAGCCCUCCGCCCAAGCGCUGCUCCAGCGACAUCGCGACCUCCAGGGGGAGCUGAAUGCCUACUCCGGGGACAUCCUGAACCUCAAUCAGCAGGCGGACAAACUGAUCAAAGCCGGCAUCUGCACCCUGGAGCUGACGGCUGCAGAGCCAGAGCUGCCCGACGUCGAGCAGGAGGAGUGGAUCAAUGAGACGCGCCUCGUGCCCAAGGAGGUGUGGGAGGACGAGUGGGUGGAGAAGUUGGAGCACAAGAAAGUCACGGAGACAAAGAUGCUGCCGCACGUGCGCUCGCAGUUCCCCUUCGAGGGACAGGGCAUGAAGAUGGAGAAGGGCGAGGUGAUGCUCCUGAAGUCGAAGACCAACGACGACUGGUGGUGCGUGCGCAAGGACAACGGUGUCGAGGGCUUCGUCCCAGCAAACUAUGUGCGCGAGAUCGAGCCCCGCCCGGUGGCCUGCAUUGUGCCCAAGGCUGAGAAGGUCAAGUCCCUGCAGAAGGUCAAGAAAACCAUUCUGGUGCGCCAAGUGGUGCCCGUGAAGAGGAUCAAGCCGGUGAGUGUCGCCCCCAAGCCACUCGUUCAGCGCCGCACCUCUACGCAGAGCAUCAACGAGAAUGCGGACAGCGUGGAGAAGCGCCAGCAGAGGAUCAACGCCACCUACGACGAGCUGCAGGAGAUGGCCCAGAAGAGGCAUGCCCUCCUCGAGGAUUCCAUCCAUCUGUUUGGCUUCUAUCGCGAGUGCGAUGAUUUCGAGAAGUGGAUGAAGGAGAAGGAGCGUAUGAUCAAGUCGGACGACGGGGAAGGCGUGGACAAUGCCAAGCGGAAGUUUGAGAAGUUCAUCACGGACCUCUCGGCCGCCUCGAAGCGCGUGGAGGAGAUCGACGGGGCAGUGGACACCUUCCGCCGGCAGGGCCACUCGCAGCUGGACAAGAUCAUUGCCCGCCAGCGCCAGAUCCAUCAGAUCUGGCAGCGUCUCAACAAUGCCAAGGCCCAGCGCGAGAAGAGCCUGGAGGGAGCGUCCAGUGUGGAGCUCUUCAAUCGCACCUGCGACGAGGCCAAGGUCUGGAUGAGCGAGAAGAUGCUCCAGCUGGACACGGCUGUCAUUACACCCGAUCUGCGCACCGUUCAGGCCCUGCAGCGUCGCCACCAGAACCUCGAGCGAGAGCUGGCGCCAGUGGAGGACAAGGUUAAUCGCGUCACGUAUCUGGGUAACUCGGUAAAGAAUGCCUAUCCCGCGGAGCGUGACAAUGUCAACGGGCGCCAGCAGGAGGUCCAGGACAUGUGGCAACAGGUGCAGCAACGCGGCAACGACCUGCGCAACCGCAUCGAGAGCGAGGUCGGCCAACAGAUAUUCAACAACAGCGCCAAGACCCUCCUGGCAUGGAUCGAUUCUGUGAAGGAUCAACUGAAUGCCGACGAAUCGGCACGCGAUGUGGAGACGGCCAACAAUCUGCUGAAGAAACACAACGACCUGGGCGACGACAUCCGGGCCCACGACACGGAGUUUAUCGAGGUCAUUCAAUUGGGCAAGCAGCUCUCCGAUGGCAAGCCCGACAUGGCCGAAACUGUGGCUCUGAUUGAGCGGCUGAAGGCCGAGCAGGAUGCCAUCCACAGGGGCUGGGCGGAGAAGCAAAAGUGGCUGCUGCAGUGCGUCGAGCUGCAAAUGUUCAAUCGCGAGGCGGACAAAAUUGAUGCCACCACCAAGAGCCAUGAGGCCUUUUUGGAGUACAACAAUUUGGGGGCAUCUCUCGACGAAGUCGAGGCCAUACUGAAGCGUCAUUUGGACUUUGAAAAGAGCCUAAUGGCCCAGGACAAGAUCCUCAAGGGCUUUAGCGACAAUGCAGACAAGUUGAUUGCCAAUGAUCACUAUGAUGCCAAGUACAUCGGCGACCGACGCAAUCAAGUGCUGGGCAAACGAAAGGCCGUCAAGGAUCGGGCAUUCGAGCGAAAGCGUCUGCUGCAGGCCUCCAAGGACUACAACAAAUUCGCCGCCGAGGCUGACGACUUGAAGGUGUGGCUGCAGGACAAGACGAAGAUUGCAGGCGAUGAGAACUACCGGGAUCUGAGCAACCUGCCCAGGAAGCUGCAGAAGCACAAGGCCUUCGAGCGGGAGCUGCGCGCCAACGAGGGGCAGCUGCGGAACAUCAACAAGGAUGGGGAGGAUCUCAUUCAAGCGGGCAAUCGUGUGCCAGAGGUGGAGUUCCGUGUGGCGGACCUGAACAAGAAGUGGAAGGAUCUGCUGGCGCUGUCCGAGGACAAGGGCCGGAAGCUGGAGCAAGCCGCCUCGCAGCGAGAGCACAAUCGCGCCCUCGAGGAUGCCAAGAAGAAGGUGGACGAACUGGAUUCCGCACUCAAGAGCAAGGAUGUGGGCAAUGAUCUGCGCAGCUGCAAGGAUCUGAUCAACAAGCAGCAGAUCCUCGAGUCGGAGAUCACCAUCUGGGACCAAAAGGUGGCCGAACUUGUGUCCACGGGCGACGACAUGGCCCACGAAGGCCACUUCAAUGCCAAGAACAUCGAGGAUGAAACCAAGGAGCUGCAGCAGCGGUUCAAGGACCUGCGGGAUCCCACGCAGAAGCGCCGGGACAAGCUGGAGGAGAGCCUGAACUUCCACAAAUUCGUAUUCGAGCUGGAUGCAGAGUUCCAGUGGAUCAAUGACCAUCUGCCUGCCGCCAAGUCAAAUGAGCUCGGCCAGAACCUCCACCAGACGCAGUCGCUGUACAAGAAACACAAGAAACUUGAGGCCGAGAUCAAGGGGCACCAGUCGAUGAUCAACAAGGCGCUGCAGGCGGGCCAGACACUGGUUGCCCAGCAGCAUCCGGAGAGCGAGAAUGUGGCGGCGCUGUGCAAGCAGCUGGAGGCCGCCUGGCAGGACCUGGAGCUCCACUGCAAUGAGCGGUCCCGCAAGCUGGACAUGUCCCUGAAGGCCCAGCAAUAUCUGUUCGAUGCCGGGGAGAUCGAGUCCUGGUUGGGUGAGCGCAACAAUGCCCUGCGAUCCACGGAAUACGGCCGUGAUCGCGACUCUGCGGCCAAGUUGCUCACCAAACACAAGACGAUCGAACUGGAGUUGGACACCUAUUCGGGCAUCGUCACCGAAAUGGGCCACAGCUGCGCCGCAAUGGUGGCUGCCAAUCACCCGGACAGCAAAGUGCUCACCGCCAAGCAGCAGCUGAUCGAGAAGAUGCUCAAGUCGCUGCACAAGCUGGCCUCCCAGCGGCAGGGACGGCUCAUGGAGAGCCUCAACAAGCACGAGUACUUCCUGGAGUCGGACGAGGUGGAGCAAUGGAUACGAGAGCAAGAGCAGACAGCCUCCUCGGAGGACUACGGCCAGGACUUUGAGCACUUGCAGCUGCUGCAGAACAAGUUCGACGAUCUGAAGCACCGCGUGGAGGUGGGAGCCGAUCGUGUAGAUCAGAGCGAGCUGCAGGCCAAGAAGCUCAUCGACACGGAGAGUCCCUACGCCAACGAAGUGGAGAAGCGACAGGAGCGGCUACGGACAUCGUGGGAGAAUCUGCUGCAGCUGCUGAACCAGCGCGAGCAGAAGCUGCAUGCCGCCGGGGAGAUCCAUCGCUUCCAUCGCGACGUGGCGGAGGCCCUGUUCCGCAUUCAGGACAAGAAUGCCGCCCUCUCGAACGAGCUUGGCAAGGAUCUGAACUCUGCCUUGGCAUUGCUGAGGAAACACGAGGGUUUCGAGAACGAUUUGGUGGCCCUGGAGGCACAACUGCAAGUCCUAGUCGAGGACUCGGUGCGUCUGCAGGCCAAGUAUCCCUCGAAUGCUGUGGCCAUCGCCCAGCAGCAGGACAAAGUGGUGGCUGCCUGGAAUGACCUGAAGGAACGUUCAACCGCACGCGGGGAUCGCCUGGCGGCCAGCUCCGAUCUGCAGACAUUCCUCACGGACGUCAGGGACAUUGUUUCAUGGUCCUCCAACCUGCGGGCGGCCCUCCAGGCGGAGGAGCACGUCAGCGAUGCUGCCGGAGCCACUGCCCUGAAGAUCCAACACGAUGCCAUUUACGGCGAGAUCGAGGCCCGAGAGGACAAGUUCCGGUAUCUGAACGAGUUGAGCGAUUCGAUGGUGCAGACGGGACACUAUGCCGCCGCCGAUGUGGAGGAGAAGUGCGCCGCCAUGCUGGACGAGCGACAGAAGCUGCACGCCGCCUGGAACAAGAAGAAGAUCAUGCUGGAGCAGAAGAUCGAUCUGUUCUGCUUCCUGCGCGACGCGAAGCAGAUUGAUAAUCUGUCCAGCAGCCAGCAGGCGGCCCUCAGCAGCUCCGACUUCGGCCAGACGGUGGAGGAUGUGCAGAACCAGAUCAAGAAGCACGACGAGUUCGAGCGACUCAUCCAGACACAGGAGGAGAAGGUGGCCCUGCUGCAGGAGCACGGAAGGAAACUGAUCGAGCAGCGGCACUACGACAGCGCCAACAUCCAGACGAUACUCCAGGGAGUGCUCGCCCGCCGCCAGAAGGUCAAGGAUCUGUGCGCCGUACGCCGAUACAAGCUGGAGGAUGCCCUGCUCUAUGCCAAGUUCGUGAGGGAUUGCGCCGAAGCGGAGUCCUGGAUCAGCGAGAAGCAAAAGAAACUGGAGGCAGAUGCCGCCAACUACGCGGAGGUCACGAACCUCGACGAGAAGAUCAAGAAACUGCAGAAGCACCAGGCCUUCCAGGCCGAAGUGGCCGCCAAUCAGGGCCGCAUCAAGGAGAUCCAGGACACGGGCGUCAUUCUCUUGAGCAAACAGCACGAAUCGUCGCCGGAGAUCAGACUGGCCAUCGAGAGGGUCCUGAAUGCCUGGCAGGGACUCCUCGCGGAGUUGGAUCAAUGCGGCCGCGGGCUGGAGGAGGCACAGGACAUCCUCGAAUUCAACAACCAGCUGGACAAGAUCGAGGCCUGGAUCAGGGACAAGGAAAUGAUGGUGCAGGCCAGCGACACGGGCAGGGAUCUGGAGCAUUGCAAUGCUCUGAUGCGGAAGCUCGACGACGUCGACUCGGACAUGCGAGUGGACGACCAGCGGGUGAAGCACAUCAACCAGCUGGCGGACAAGCUGAUCAAUCAGGCCCAGCUGCCAGAGGACACGCAGAGCGUGGACAAGCGACGACGCGACUUCAACCACAAUUGGCGGCAGCUCCAAGGGGCCCUGAAUGCCUAUCGUGCACUUCUUGGCGGAGCCAACGAGAUCCAUGUGUUCAAUCGCGAUGUGGACGACACGGCGGAGCGCAUUGCGGAGAAGUCGCUGGCCAUGAGCUCGGCGGACACCGGAAGAGACCUGGCUGCCGUCGAGGCCCUGAUUCGCCGAGAGGAGGCCCUGGAGAGGGACAUGUCUGCCGUCAAGCAGAAGAUCGAUCAGCACGAGACGGCAGCGCAGUUCCUCAUCGGAAAGUAUCCCGAAAGAGGCGCCCAGCACAUCGAGCGGAAGCUGGAGGAGCUCCACAAGUCGUGGGCCAAUCUGCAGAGCCUUUCGGUGCGACGACAGAGUGUCCUGAACGAGGCCUACCUCGUGCACAAGUUCGUGUCGGACGUGCGCGAGCUGGAGCUGUGGGUCAACGACAUGGUCAAGAAGAUGAACAACGCCCAGGCCCCGUCGACCAUCAACGACUGCGAGACGCAGCUGGAGCUGCACCAAGAGCGCAAGGUGGAGAUCGAGGGCAGGGAUCAGGCCUUUGUGGGCCUCAAGCAGCACGGCGAACAGUUGUCCGGGAAGCAGAAGCCAUCCGAGAACGUCAAGAAGUAUCUGCUGGUGCUGGAGGAGCUGCACCAGACGCUGCACGAGGCAUGGAGCGAGAGGGCCAGGGACCUGACGGAGGCCCACCAGCUGCAGCUGUUCAAGGCGCAGGUCGAGCAAGUGGAGAUGUGGCUGGCCAACAAAGAGGCCUUCCUCAACAACGACGACCUGGGCGACUCGUACACGGCGGUGGAGCGUCUCCUCAAGAAGCACGAUGCCUUCGAGAAGCUACUGAACGCGGACCACGUCGAUACCCUGCAGAAGUUCGCCCAAAGCAUACUCGAAGGCGAUCCGAAAGACGGGGACCUGAUCAGGGAAAAGCUCGCCUACAUCCUGCGGCGCAAGCAGAAGCUGCUGGAUCUGUCGGAGGAGCGAAAGCAGCGACUUCUGCAGUCCCUGCAGCUGCAGGAGUUCCUGCGGAGUCUCUACGAGAUCGACCGCUGGCUGGUCCAGAAGCUCCAGGGGGCGCUGGACGAGAACUACCGCGAGCCGAGCAAUCUGCAGUCCAAGAUCCAGAAGCACUCCACCUUCGAUGCGGAGUUGCUGAGCAACAGUCCGCGCGUGCAGUCGGUAAUCAGCGAGGGAGAGCGCCUCAUCAAGGGCGAGCACUUUGCCAAGGACGAGAUUGCGCAGCAAGUGCAGCUCCUGGAGGGCGACUGGCUCAAGCUGAAGGCCGCCUCGCAGGCCAAGAAGGAGAAGCUGCAGCAGGCCCACGAGGCCUUGGCCUUCAACCGAAGCGUCGACGAAUUCAACAACUGGAUGGACGAUGUGGAGCUGCAGCUCUCGAGCGAGGACUAUGGCAAGGAUCUGGCCACCGUCAGCAAUCUGCUGAAGAAGCACGAACGCCUCGAGGCCGAUGUGGCGCACCACAACGAUCUGGCGGAUCAGCUGAAGCUCAAGGACGAGCGCUUCUUCCAGGCGGAUCACUUCCUCAAGCACGAAAUCCACGAACGGGCAAUGGCCAGCAUCAAGAGGUACAACACGCUGCACGAACCGAUUGCGAUUCGCCGGGAGAACCUCGAAGACUCUCUGAGUCUGCAGCAGUUCCUGCGCGAUGCCGAGGACGAGCUCCAGUGGCUGGCCGAGAAGCAGCUGGUGGCUGGGUCCCAGGACCUCGGCAGCAGUCUGCUCGCCGUGCAGGGACUCCAGAAGAAACACAACGCCCUGGAGGCGGAGCUCACCUCGCAGGAGCCGCUGAUUCAGGCGCUCCUGCAGCGCGGACAGCAGAUGAUACGCGACAAUCACUUCGCCAGCGAGGAGCUGCAGUACAAGUCGGAGCUGCUGCAGAAGCAGCUCCUCCAGCUGCGCGACCUGGCGGCCAUUCGCCGCCUCAGACUCCUCGACGCCGUCGAGAGCCAGCUGUUCUAUGUGGAGGCCAACGAGGCGGACGCCUGGAUGCGGGAGAAGCGACCGAUUCUGACCAGCAGCGACUACGGACGCGAUGAGAUCUCUGUGCAGGGACACCAGAAGAAACUGGAGGUCCUGCAGCGAGAGCUCACCUCGUUCCGUCCCUCCAUCGACAAGGUGAACAAACUGGCCACGGGAUUGGUGGAGCGCAAUCACUUUGACAGCGCCAACAUCCAGGAGAAGAACGGCCAGGUGGAGCAGCAGUACGGGGACCUCCUGCGUCUCGCCAAGGAGCGCGAACUGCGUCUCGGCGAGUGCAAGAAACUCUUCGAGUACCUGCGCGAAACGGAGGAGCUGCACGAGUGGGUGGGCGACCAGAUGGCCGUCACGGCCAGCGAGGACUACGGCGAGGACGUGGAGCACGUCGAGCAGCUGAUGCUGGCCUUCGAGUCCUUUGUGUCGAACCUGAACGCGAACGAGGCUCGUGUGGAGGCCUGCCUGGACCGCGGCGACCGCCUCAUCCAGGAGAACAAUCCCUACCGCAACUCCAUCAAGUCGAAGCGCGACGAAACGAAGCAGCUGUGGGACGAGCUCAAGGAUCUGGUGAAUGCCCGCCAGGAUGCGCUGGCCGGGGCCAAGCAGGUGCACGUCUACGACCGCGUGGCCGAUGAGACCAUCACUCUGAUCCAGGAGAAGGACGCCUCGCUCAUUUCCGAGGACUAUGGCCAGGAUCUGGAGAGCAUCCAGGCGCUGGGACGUAAGCAUCUGGUGUUCGAAUCGGAGCUUGUGGGCAUCCAGGGCCAGGUCGAGUCCGUGCUGGCAGAGGCCGUGAAACUCGGCGAGAUCUAUCCGGACGCCAGGGAGCACAUCGAGGUGAAGCGGGACGAGACGGUGGAGGCCUGGACGGACCUCAAGGAUAAGACGACGGCCAGGAAGAGCAAACUCUCGCAGGCGGAGCAGCUGCAGUCGUACUUCGACGAGUACCGCGAUCUGAUCGCCUGGAUCAACGAGAUGCUGGCCAAGAUCACGGCCCCCGACCUAGCGAACAGUGUGGCCGGAGCGGAGCUGCUUUUGGCCAGCACCAAGGACCACGACGCGGAGAUCUGUGCCCGCGACGAGACCUUUGCCAACUUCGCGUCCAACGGACAGCAGCUGAUCAAGGAGAAGCACUUCCUCGCGAACGAGGUGGAGGAUAAGAUCAAGGUGCUGCACUCGCGGCACGAGCUGCUGAAGCUGACACUCCGCCAGAGGCGGGACAUCUACGAGCUGAACCUGGACACGCAGCUGUUCCUCAAGGAUGCGGAGAUCCUCGAGCAAUGGAUCAGCAGUCGGGAGCCGCAGCUGAAGGAUGCCAAGCUCGGGGACUCGAUACCCCAGGUGGAGGAUCUGCUGCGACGCCACGAGGACUUUGAGAAGACAGUGGCCGCCCAGGAGGAGAAGUUCCAGGCCAUCAAGCGGAUCACGCUGCUGGAGCAGCUGUUCCGCAAGCAGCUGGAGCAGGAGAAGAUCUCCAAGCGGCAGGAGAAGGAGCGCCAGGAGAAGGAACGCCUCGAGCAGCUCAAGCAGCGGGAACUGCAGCGCCUCGCGGACGAGCGCAGACGCGCCGAGAAGCAGCAGGAGCAUCGCCCACAGCAGGAGAAGACACCCAUCUUCUCCUCGCCGAUGGUCACGAUAUCCGGCACAGCCGCAGGCGCAGGAGCAGCCAGUGGCCCCCAUUCGCCGGCCGUCAGCCAGGCCACACUGCGCCCCACCUUCGGGGACGAGAACGAGCACAUGGCCCUGCAGAAGAGCAGCUCCAGCGGCAUGUUCGGGGAUCGGCUGCGACGCGGCUCCGCGGAUGCCAAUGUGAAGCGAGCGGAGAGCAUGAAGGUGCAGCCGAAGCAGCCCAAGCGCACGCCCUCGUUCACCACGCGUCGACGCGCGCAGUCCUUCCGCAAGAACCAGAAGGGCGAGGGCUUCGACCUGCCGCCCGUCGAGAUCCAAGGGAUGCUGGAGCGCAAACACGGGCUGCAAUCGGGCGGCAAGAAGGCGCCCGUUCGCUCCUGGAAGCAGUUCCACACGGUGCUCUGCGGCCAGCUGGUGUGCUUCUUCAAGGACGAGAACGAUUUCCUGCAGCAGAAGACGGCCACGGCUCCAGUGAAUAUCCUGGGAGCCAAAUGCGAGCGAGCCGAUGACUACACAAAGAAGAAGUACGUGUUCCGGCUGAGGCUGCCCGACGGCUCGGAGUUCCUCUUCGAGGCGCCAUCGCUGGACAUCCUGAACGAUUGGGUACGCAAGAUAUCCUUCCACGCUAGUCUGCCGCCAAAUCUACAGCUCCUGAGCUACGACGAGUCUAUGAAGCAACAAUCGAGCAGCUCGCCGGACAUUAAGGUUAGCAGCAGCGUGGAGUCGCCCGUGAGUUCGAGGAACUCCUCGCCGGACUCGCAGCGUCGUGCCAGCAGUGGACAGACGCUGGAUGUCACGGCCACACCGCAGAUGGCCUUCCUGCAGCGACAGAUGCAGCAACAGCAGCAGCAGCAAUCGCAGCCCAGCUCCCCCACUUCCCCCACAGCCGGAGGCUUCGAUCAGAAGCCGCCAAUUCCGCCGCGUGGCGCACCGCCAGUGGCCAGCAAUCGCCAGAGCCAGGAGAAUCUAGUGGUCCUGCGCAAUCGCCAAAGUUCGAGCAAUGAUCUAACCGAUGGACGCUCUGCCACCUUACCCGCCGGAAUGACUGGAGUCCAGCAGCAGCAGAACGGCAGCACCAAGGACGACAGCACUGGGCUGCAGCGCAACAGCGAGGCCAGACAAUCGGAUAAUCCGCCGCCAUUGCCAACCACGAUGCCACCCGUUGGGGGCCAUGGCCAUGGCCACCAUCAUCAGCAUCAGCAUCCCCAACAUCCCCAGCAUCAGCAUCAGGCCCAGGUGCAGCAGCGCAUCAAUGCCUUCAAUGCUGCGGCCAGCAGCAACCAGCAGCAGCCGGACUUCUACAGCAACAAUCUGACGAGACAGCAGCAGCACCAUCACAUGUCGCCGCAGAGGGUGCCCUCGUUGGGCACGGGACGGAUCGACUCGACGCGCAAGUUCAUCGAAAUGGAGGCGGCACAGCAGCAGCAGCAGCAGUCGCCCAAUGGGAGCCCCGCCAAGCGCACCGUCAGCUACUCGAACUCCAGCAGCGGUGCGAGCAGCAAUGGCAAUGGUAAUGUGAAGUCCACUACGACUACGGCCACGACCACUGUCAGUAGUAGCACAUCCACCUCCACGAGCAGUCGCACGGUGUGGCAUCUAACGAGCUCUUCGCCCACCUCAUCGACCAAAUCGAAAUCAUCAGCCUCUGGGGAGCCGGCAUCAUCGUCAUCAUCAUCCAACAACAACAACAUCAGCAACGCCAUCAGUAAUCCAAGCUAUAUGGGUCUGCAUCUCCAGAAUAACAAUAACGAAUCAAGUGGAUAUGGAUUUGGUGGUUGGGGCACUACACGCUUUGAGAGCAACAGGCCCGUAUCCUUGCAGCCGGACUCCAUUAGCUUCUCCCGUGUGUCCGCCGAGAGCUCCAGCGAGAGCGAGGCGCAGUCCAUAUCCUCAGUGUCUGGGGUGAAGGGCAGCAGCGGCGGCAGCAGUAAGGGGACUAAAGAAGAGCGUCGCAGUGGCAUGUUCCGCAUCUUUGGCCGCAAGGGCGACAAGGAGAAGGAAAAGGAUAAGCGGCGAUCCAGUCAAGUGCCGCCACAGUGAAAGGGGCAAAGGCAAAUCGAGCGGAGGCAAAGCAUUACAAACUAAUCAAAACAGACCGAAUUGUUUUUGUAUUUUUUUUAUAUAAAGAUAAAUAUAUAUACCCCAUAAUAA